UCAAAGUACUUUAAGUUUCCCAAAGAAGAAAUUAGAAUCUUCACUACCAGAAAUUCACGGAAUCAAUUUACUACAGCGUUCAGUGCGCAAACCAGAAGAUUAAAUGAAUUGGUUAUCCGGUCCAGUAGAGAGAAAUCAUCAACCGAAGAAUAUGACAGAGAAAACCAAUUACAGAAAAAUAUAACAUUGAUUAAGAAUGAAGUUCAGAGGCGAUGCUUUCUCCUAGGAAGUAUGAUACGAGAUUGGUUAUUUCCAUCUGAUUACCAAGAAUAUGACUACGUGUAUUAUGACCAACCAAAGUCUGAACCUGAAAAGCCUCCACCACCCAAAUCUAAACCGCCACCGCCACCAAAACCUAAACCUCCGAAAAAGAAAAAACCUGCGACACCAGCACCUCCUGCGCCGCUUCCGCCUCUACCACCACUUCCGCCACUGCCACCACUUCCGCCUCUUCCACCUGCUCCACCACUCCCUUCGGUAGCGCCCCUCCCCCAACUCCCACCUGCACCCCCUCUUCCUCCUGUUCCGCCACAACAGACUAUGUACCCUAAAAAAUCGAAGACAAUGUUGCCGACAACUCUAAUAAAAACGAAAUUUGAAAAAGAAAUUACGACAAUAACAAAUGUGCCCACUACUACUCCGAAAACGACGACAACAAUCGAACCGACUACAACUCCCAAAACGACUACAAUUUUACCAACUACAACUCUGAAAACAACACCCAAGGUAGAAACGACAACAACAGUUCAGCCGACCACAACUCCGAAAACAACAACAACAACAGUUAAACCGACAACAACUCCAAAAACGACUACAAUUUUACCAACUACAACUCUGAAGACAACAACAACCAAGGUUGAAACGACAACAACAGUUCAGCCGACCACAACUCCGAAAACAACAACAACAACAGUUAAACCGACAACAACUCCAAAAACGACUACAAUUUUACCAACUACAACUCUGACGACAACAACAGUUCAGCUAACCACAACUCCAAAAACGACAACAACAAUCGAACCGACUACAACUCCCAAAACGACUACAAUUUUACCAACUACAACUCUGAAGACAACAACACCCAAGGUAGAAAUGACAACAACAGUUCAGCCGACCACAACUCCGAAACCAACAACAACAACAAUUGAACCGACUACAACUCCUGAAACGACAACAACAAUUGAACCGACCACAACUCCCAAAACGACUACAAUUUUACCAACUACAAUUCUGGAGACAACAACACCCAAGGUAAAAAACACAACAACAGUUCAGCCGACCACAACUGCCAAAACAACUACAAUUUUACCAAGUACAACUCUGGAGACAACAACACCCGAUCUAGAAACGACAACAACAAUUGAACCAACCACAACUUCAAAAACGACUACAAUUUUACCAAGUACAACUCUGAAGACAACAACACCCGAGGUAGAAACGACAACAACAGUUCAGCCGACUACAACUCCGAAAUCUACAACAACAAUUGAACCGACCACAACUCCUAAAACGACUACAAUUUUACCAACUACAAGUCUAAAGACAACAACAGUUCAGCCGACAACAACAAUCGAACCGACUACAACUCCCAAAACGACUACAAUUUUACCAACUACAACUCUGAAAACAACACCCAAGGUAGAAACGACAAUAACAGUUCAGCCGACCACAACUCCGAAAACGACAACAACAAUUGAACCGACCACAACUCCUAAAAUGACUACAAUUUUACCAAUUACAACUCUGAAGACAACAACACCCAAGGUUGAAACGACAACAACAGUUCAGCCGACCACAAGUCCGAAAACAACAACAACAACAACAGUUAAACCUACAACAACUCCAAAAACGACUACAAUUUUACCAACUACAACUCUAACGACAACAACAGUUCAGCUGACCACAACUCCGAAAACGACAACAACAAUCGAAACGACUACAACUCCCAAAACGACUAAAAUUUUACCAACUACAACUCUGAAGACAACAACACCCAAGGUUGAAACGACAACAACAGUUCAGCCGACCACAAGUCCGAAAACAACAACAACAACAGUUAAACCUACAACAACUCCAAAAACGACUACAAUUUUGACAACUACAAGUCUAAAGACAACAACAGUUCAGCUGACCACAACUCCGAAAACGACAACAACAAUCGAACCGACUACAACUCCCAAAACGACUACAAUUUUACCAACUACAACUCUGACGACAACAGUUCAGCUGACCACAACUCCGAAAACGACAUCAACAAUCGAACCGACUACAACUCCCAAAACGACUACAAUUUUACUAACUACAACUCUGACGACAACAACAGUUCAGCCGACUACAACUCCGAAAUCUACAACAACAAUUAAACCGACCACAACUCCUAAAACGACUACAAUUUUACCAACUACAAGUCUAAAGACAACAACAGUUCAGCCGACCACAACUCCGAAAACGACAACAACAAUCGAACCGACUACAACUCCCAAAACGACUACAAUUUUACCAACUACAACUCUGAAAACAACACCCAAGGUAGAAACGACAACAACAGUUCAGCCGACCACAACUCCCAAAACGACUACAAUUUUACCAAGUACAACUCUGAAGACAACAACACCCGAUCUAGAAACGACAACAACAAUCGAACCGACCACAAGUCCAAAAACGACUACAAUUUUACCAACUACAACUCUGAAGACAAUAACACCCGAGGUAGAAACGACAACAACAGUUCAGCCGACUCCAACUCCGAAAACGACAACAACAAUUGAACCAACCACAACUUCAAUAACGACUACAAUUUUACCAACUACAACUCUGAAGAGAACAACCGAGGUAGAAACGACAACAACAGUUCAGCAGACCACAACUCCGAAACCAACAAGAACAACAAUUGAACGGACCACAACUCCAAAAACGACUACAAUUUUACCAACUACAACUCUGACGACAACAACAGUUCAGCUGAUUACAACUCCGAAAACGACAACAACAAUCGAACCGACUUCAACUCCCAAAACGACUACAAUUUUACCAACUACAACUCUGAAAACAACACCCAAGGUCGAAACGACAACAACAGUUCAGCCGACCACAACUCUGAAAGCGACAACAACAAUCGAAACGACUACAACUCCCAGAACGACUACAAUUUUACCAACUACAACUCUGAAGACAACAUCACCUAAGGUAGAAACGACAACAACAGUUCAGCCGACUACAACCGCGAAAACGACAACAAUUGGACCGAUCACAACUCCAAAAACGACAACAAUUUUACCUACUACGACUCUGAAGACCACAACACCCAAGGUCGAAAUGACAACAACAGAUCAGCCGACGACAACGCCAAAAACGACAACAACAAUCGAAGCGACUACAACUCCCAGAACGACUACAAUUUUACCAACUAAAACGACGAAGACAACAUCACCUAAGGUAGAAACGACAACAACAGUUCAGCCGACUACAACCCCGAAAACUACAACAAUUGAACCGACCACAACUCCCAGAACGACUACAAUUUUACCAACUACGACUCUGGAGACCACAACACCCAAGGUCGAAACGACAACAACAGUUCAGCCGACGAUAACUCUGAAAAGAACAACAACAACAGUUAUACCGACAACAACUCCAAAAAUGACUUCAAUUUCACCAACAACAACUCUAAAGACAACAACAGUUCAGCCGACCACAACUCUGAAAGCGACAACAACCAUCGAACAGACUACAACUCCCAAAAUGACAAAAAUUUUACCAACUACAACUCUGAAGACCACAACACCCAAGAUCGAAACGACAACAACAGUUCAGCUGACUACAACUCUGAAAACGACAACAACAAUUGAACCGACCACAACUCCCGAAACGGCUACAAUUUUACCAACUACAACUCUGAAGACAAGAACAGUUCAGCCGACCACAACUUCGAAAACGACAACAACAAUCGAACAGACUACAACUUCCAGAACGACUACAAUUUUACCAACUACAACUCUGAAGACAACAACACCCAAGGUAGAAACGACAAUAACAGUUCAGACGACCACAACUCCGAAAACGACAACAAAAAUCGAACAGAGUACAACUCCCAGAACGACGACAAUUUUACCAACUACAACUCUGAAGACAACAACAGUUCAGCUGACUACAACUCUGAAAACGACAACAACAAUUGAACCGACCACAACUCCCGAAACGACUACAAUUUUACCAACUACAACUCUGAAGAUAACAACACCCAAGGUAGAAACGACAAUAACAGUUCAGACGACCACAACUCCGAAAACGACAACAACUAUUGAACCAACCACAACUCCCAGAACGACUACAAUUUUACCAACUAGAACUCUGAAGACAACAACAGUUCAGCUGACUACAACUCUGAAAACGACAACAACAAUUGAACCGACCACAACUCCCGAAACGGCUACAAUUUUACUAACUACAACUCUGAAGACAAGAACAGUUCAGCCGACCACAACUUCGAAAACGACAACAACAAUCGAACAGACUACAACUUCCAGAACGACUACAAUUUUACCAACUACAACUCUGAAGACAACAACACCCAAGGUAGAAACGACAAUAACAGUUCAGACGACCACAACUCCGAAAACGACAACAAAAAUCGAACAGAGUACAACUCCCAGAACGACGACAAUUUUACCAACUACAACUCUGAAGACAACAACAGUUCAGCUGACUACAACUCUGAAAACGACAACAACAAUUGAACCGACCACAACUCCCGAAACGACUACAAUUUUACCAACUACAACUCUGAAGAUAACAACACCCAAGGUAGAAACGACAAUAACAGUUCAGACGACCACAACUCCGAAAACGACAACAACUAUUGAACCAACCACAACUCCCAGAACGACUACAAUUUUACCAACUACAACUCUGAAGACAACAACAGUUCAGCUGACUACAACUCUGAAAACGACAACAACAAUUGAACCGACCACAACUCCCGAAACGGCUACAAUUUUACCAACUACAACUCUGAAGACAAGAACAGUUCAGCCGACCACAACUUCGAAAACGACAACAACAAUCGAACAGACUACAACUUCCAGAACGACUACAAUUUUACCAACUACAACUCUGAAGACAACAACACCCAAGGUAGAAACGACAAUAACAGUUCAGACGACCACAACUCCGAAAACGCCAACAAAAAUCGAACAGAGUACAACUCCCAGAACGACUACAAUUUUACCAACUACAACUCUGAAGACAACAACAGUUCAGCUGACUACAACUCUGAAAACGACAACAACAAUUGAACCGACCACAACUCCCGAAACGACUACAAUUUUACCAACUACAACUCUGAAGAUAACAACACCCAAGGUAGAAACGACAAUAACAGUUCAGACGACCACAACUCCGAAAACGACAACAACAAUGGAACCGACUACAACUCCCAGAAUGACUACAAUUUUAUCAACUACAACUUUGAAGACAACAAUACCCAAGGUAGAAACGACAACAACAGUUCAGCCGACUACAACUCCGAAAACGACAACAACUAUUGAACCAACCACAACUUCAAAAACGACUACAAUUUUACCAACUACAACUUUUAAGACGACAACACCCAAGGUAGAAAGAACAACAACAACAGUUCAGCUGACUACAACUCUGAAAACGACAACAACAAUUGAACCGACCACAACUCCCGAAACGACUACAAUUUUACCAACUACAACUCUGAAGACAACAACACCCAAGGUAGAAACGACAAUAACAGUUCAGACGACCACAACUCCGAAAACGACAACAACAAUGGAACCGACUACAACUCCCAGAAUGACUCCAAUUUUAUCAACUACAACUCUGAAGACAACAAUACCCAAGGUAGAAACGACAACAACAGUUCAGCCGACUACAACUCCGAAAACGACAACAACUAUUGAACCAACCACAACUUCAAAAACGACUACAAUUUUACCAAUUACAACUUUUAAGACUACAACACCCAUGGUAGAAACGACAACAACAGUUCAGCUGACUACAAAUCUGAAAACGACAACAACAAUUGAACCGACCACAACUCCCGAAACGACUACAAUUUUACCAACUACAACUCUGAAAACAACAACACCCAAGGUAGAAACGAUAAUAACAGUUCAGACGACCACAACUCCGAAAACGACAACAAAAAUCGAACAGAGUACAACUCCCAGAACGACUACAAUUUUACCAACUACAACUCUGAAGACAACAACAGUUCAGCCGACCAUAACUCCGAAAACGACAACACCAUUCGAACAGACUCCAACUUCCAAAACGACUACAAUUUUACCAACUACAGAUCGGAAGACAACAACAUCCAAGGUAGAAACGACAACAACAGUUCAGCUGACCACAACUCCGAAAACGACAACAACAAUGGAACCGACUACAACUCCCAUAAUGACUACAAUUUUAUCAACUACAACUCUGAAGACAACAAUACCCAAGGUAGAAACGACAACAACAGUUCAGCCGACUACAACUCCGAAAACGACAACAACUAUUGAACCAACCACAACUUCAAAAACAACUACAAUUUUACCAACUACAACUUUUAAGACGACAACACCCAAGGUAGAAAGAACAACAACAACAGUUCAGCCAACUAUAACUCCAAAAACGACUACAGUUUUGCCAACUACAAUUCUAAAGACUACAACACUCAAAGUAGAAACGACAACAACAGUUGAGCCAACUACAACUCCAAAAACAACGACACAAGAGGUAGAAACGAUGACAGCAGUUCAGCCGACUACAACUCCAGAAACGACAACAAUUUUGCCAAUUACAACUCUAAAGACGACAAUGCUUCAAGUAGAAACGACAACUAUCCAGCCGAUUACAGCAGUAAAAGGAGAAUCGAUAUCUUCAGUUCAGCUGUCUACAAGUCCAAAAGCGACCAUACUGAAAGAAGCAACGACAACAAAAGUUUUGCUAACUACAACUCCAAAAACGACUACACGGAUAAUUGAAACGACAACAUUUUUACCAACUACAACUCUUAAGACAACAACACUAAAGAAAGAAACGACAAAAACUAUUUCUCCAACUACAACUUUGAGAAUGACAAGUCAGCCGACUACAACUCCGACACCGACAACACAAAAGCUUGAAACAACACUAAUUUUCCCGACUACGACUUCCAAAACGACAUCUUUCAAGGAAGAAACGAGAACAACAACAGUUUUGCCGACUACAGUUCCAAUAUCAACAAUACUCAAAGUAGAAACGAUAACUUCAACGGUUUUGCCGCCUACGACUUCAAAAACAACAACACUUAAGGAAGAAACGACAACACCAAUGAUUCUGCCAACUACGACUGCAAAGAAAGCAACGAUACUACCGACUACAAUUCAGAAAAAAACAACAUUGAAGGAAGAAACGACGACAACAACAGAUCUGCCGACUACACCUACUAUAACAACAAAGGUAGAAACGACAGCAACAACCGUUCUGCUGACUACAACUGAGGUAACAGUUGAAGAGAAAACGUCGACAUUUUUACCUACUACAACCGGGGAAUCAUCGACAUCUAAACAAGAAACUUCGACAACGUUUCUGCCGACUACAACCGAGACAAAGACAACACUUAAGGAAGCAACGUCCACGACGUUUCUUCAAACUAUAACCGAGACAAAAACAACGUUUAAAGAAGAAACGGCCACGACAACAGUGCUGCCGACCACAACCGAGACAACCUCAAGUUCUGAAGAGGUCACGUUGACAACAACGUUACUGCUGACUACACCCGAGAGAACCACAGAUCUCAAUAAAGAGACUUCAACGGCGUUUCUGCCGACGACAACUGGGACAACAACAACACUUGAAGAAGAAACAUCUAUGACAACAGUGCUGCCGACUACAGCCGAGACAACCUCAACUUCUGAAGAGGUCACGUUGACAACAACGUUACUGCUGGCUACACCUGCGAGAUCAACAGCACUCACUGAAGAGACUUCAACGACGUUUCUACCGACUACAACUGAGACAACAACAACAUUUGAAGAAGAAACACUUCAACGACGUUUCUACCGACUACAACUGAGGAAACAACGACAUUUGAAGAAGAAACGUCUACAACAAUAGUGCUGCCGACUACAACCGAGACAACCUCAAGUUCUGAAGAGGUAACGUUGACAACAACGUUAUUGCUGACUACAACUGAGACAACAACAAUACUUGAAGAAGAAACGUC
This is a messenger RNA of Cotesia glomerata, 8221 nucleotides long. Its product is annotated as mucin-2-like. The transcript is spliced from 3 exons. The record is from RefSeq and is a predicted model, not a curated record. NCBI's taxonomy places the organism in Eukaryota, Metazoa, Arthropoda, Insecta, Hymenoptera, Braconidae. The coding region runs from base 232 to 8112 and encodes 2626 amino acids.